This is a messenger RNA of Cavenderia fasciculata, 1968 nucleotides long. RefSeq lists its product as uncharacterized. Lineage: Eukaryota; Evosea; Eumycetozoa; Acytosteliales; Cavenderiaceae. Gene Ontology annotation, cellular component: nucleus. The record is from RefSeq and is a predicted model, not a curated record. Bases 1 to 1968 code for a protein of 655 amino acids. The transcript is spliced from 3 exons.
AUGAGUAGAAGGGCAUUAAGUCAAAGAAAUGAAUUAUCAGCAAAAGUUAAAGAUACAUUAAGUAAAACACCUACAAAGGGAUCGGCUCCUUCUUCAUCCACUUCAUCAUCUAAUGAUAAUCAAACAAGAACAAAGAAAAAGAUUAUUGUUGAAAGUAGUGACGAUGAUGACGAUCAAGAUGAGAAUGAUGAGCCAGUGAAACCUGUAAAGAAAUCUACUUCUACCACUACAAAGAAUACUUCAUCAUCAACCAACAAACCAUCAUCAGCUUCAUCAUCAUCAUCAACAACUAACAAAUCUUCAUCAUCUUCAUCAACAACUAAUAAACCAUUGUCUUCAUCCUCAACUUUAAAACCAAUAUCAUCAUCAUCAUCAAUAACUAAAACAAAGCCAUCAUCUGUGGAAUCAACUUCUGUUUCAUCAAAACCUGUACCGACAUUGUCAUCGACAACAAGUACUAAAUCUAAACCUACUGAUCAAGUUCAAGUAGAAAGAACCAAAACAAAGGCAAAUGAAUCAACAACGAUUUCCAAAGAAGAGGAAGAAUUCAAAAGAAUGGUUAUGAAAAGAUAUCAAGACGAAGCAAAGAAAAAAGGUUGGUCAUUUAAUCCAGAUAAAUCAUACAAACAUAUUGAUACCAAAUCUAUGUCAAAAAUGAUAUUAUCUCUCAUUUUAUUGGAAGAUCAACAACAACAACAACAAGAGGAAGAGGAACAACAAUUAUUGGAAAAAGUACACAAUGUGAAUCUUGGUAAUGAUUCACAAAAACAAUCAAUUAAACCGACCACUACUCCAAAAGGUGGAUUGUCAUCACAAUUAAAGCAAUUGAGGAGAUUAAGUUCAUCCUCUUCUAAUAUUAUGACAAUGUUGGAAAAUGUACCAUUAUAUGAUACAAAUCAUGAAAAAGUUAAAGUAAAAGAGGAAAAGACAACCACAAUCCCAACGAGCACUCUUCCUCCUCCCCCAUCAAAGAAUAAUAAUAGUGUAGAUGAUUUGAUGCAAAAUAUUAAAAGAUUAAGUAUUCAACCUAACAACAACAAAUCCAUAAAUUCAACAACACCUUCUUCUUCUUCACAACAACAAAUUAAAAUUGAAUUUGAUGAUAGUCCUCAUCUUCCAGCAAAACCUAAACAUGUAUAUAUUGAUGAAAUGAAUGGAUCGAUGGGAAAAGAUGAUACAAAUCCAAAUGAUAUAUUAAAUGUUCCACCUUUAAACAAUUUUAUAAAUGCUACAAUACGUCAAUAUGAAAACUUUAUAAUGUUUAAAAAGGAAUAUGCUGCCAUUUAUUUUGAAAGAAUGAAUACUACAAUCUUUCAAAAUAGAUUCCCAUCACAUCAACAAAUGAUUGAAUUUGAACAACACUCUGGAUUAGAUAAUCCACAACAAAGUGUAGCACCAGCAAAAGUAUCAAUUAAAGAAAAUGAAUCAAAACAAAGAACCGCCAUCAUCAUAUUAAAUUUAAAUGAAAUUAAAACUAUUCAAAAAAUGGUAAAUGUAUUAUGUCAUCAAAUGUGUCAUGCAGCAACAUGGAUAUUUAAUGAUAGUACGGUUCCACAUGGUACACAAUUUAAGUAUUGGGUACGAUUGGCAUUGGCUAUAUACCCCGAUUUAUCGAUUGAUCUUUGUGAUAAUUACAACUCCAACUCUAAAUUCCACUACAAGUGUCAAAACAAACAAUGUACAGUCACCUUUGGUAGACCAUCUAAAUUGACAGAGACCAUUCUGUGUGGUCAAUGCAAUUCACCUAUUGUACCAAUGAGUUCGAGUGACUCGACUGGUACUGGCACUGGCAACAACCAUCUGGUUGACAAAUGCGAUGACGCUGAAUUCAAAGCAUUCUACUAUGAACAUUUAGAGGAAAUCGAGAAAAAGUAUGGCAAACAAAUCCCAAACGAACAGAAACUUUCAAUUGCCAGAUUAAAGUUUAAACAAUUGGCAAAGAUUCAAAAAGUUAAAUUAAUCAAAUAA